Molecule: messenger RNA, 3854 nt
Organism: Tyto alba (common barn owl)
Lineage: Eukaryota; Metazoa; Chordata; Aves; Strigiformes; Tytonidae
Exons: 6
Coding region: 309-1343 (344 amino acids)
Source: RefSeq, a predicted model, not a curated record
CGCGGCUGCUAAGGAGCGGGGCUCAGUGGCUGUGAGCAUCUCAGUCUGGUGUCCCCCCCCACCCCUUCCUGGCUCAUCGUAUGAUUUCUCCUAUGGGAUAACCGCUGAGCGGGACCGUGUCUCCAAGCUGAUCCUUUGCUGAUAAGCUGGCUGCCAAGCCUCCAGCACUAAAACAAAAGAGUUUUUUUCUCUUCCCAGCAGGUUUUUCUGCUGUGAAUGACAGAGGAAGGGGGAAAAGCGAACUGCCUGUCACUCCUCGUGGACAAGAGGCUUCGGUGGCUCCUUUGCUCCCACUGUGCUGGCAGACCAUGGAGAUUUUCAGGCUGAGCCUGGGCUGUAUUUGCCUCCUUCCUUGGCUUGAGGUAGCAGAGGGACAAGGCUUCCUCAUAAGGAACACCCGGCUGGAAAAGUGCAUUCGUGUCUCCCACCAUGAGACCAACAGCAUCGACCUGACUGACUGCAAGGUGCAGUCCCAGCAGCAGCAGUGGAGCUGGGACCCUGCCACCAGGACCAUCGUCAGUCUUCAAACGAAGCAGUGCUUGUCAGCCCACAAGACACGGGAGUAUGCCCUGGUCAAACUGGAGCCCUGCGGGGACUUGGAACGCCAAGCAUGGUCCUGUAGCAAGAAGGGACACUUGACUCUGCAGAGCUUGGGCUUCCACCUCAGCAGCAAAGAAGGAGGCCACAAGCUCUUUGUCUCAAGGGAGAAGGACAAAUUCAGCAGGUGGAAGACUUUAGCAGAUGAAACCAUUUGUGCUGCUGCCCAGACGGCAGCUCCAAGGCCCAGCAAACCAGCUCAACAAGCUGUAGAGACACUUGUGUGGAUAUAUGAAACUAAAACCAUUGAUUCAUCAAAGAUAGAUGCCAUGAACAAAGAAUCUUCUGUGAGCUUGACUGACCCACCUCUGGCUAACAAAUUUAACAGCACAGUGUCUCCAGCGAAGACCAAACAGGCAUACCUCCCAGGAAAUGAGGAUGUGUCCCACAAUCACUCUAAAAAGCACCAUGGAAAUCGAGGGAAAAACACUGGGGCCAGGCUUGCAGGCACCAACUGGAAAACGGCCAUGCUGGUCCUCAGCCCCUUGGCAUUCAUACUGGGAUUAAUAAUACUCACACUCAAUGUUCAUUACAACAAGAAAAAGAAAAUCCUUUCUGCUCUGAAGAGCUCCCCAGCCAACAGCAGCAGAGCUGAUUUACGGGAGCCAUCUCCCUUACGAAGAGGUCCCCAGCCAUAUGUUCCACCAUCUCGCUCUCCUUCCUUGAGGCAUGGAGAGAUCCUCAUUGAGUGGAAAGAUGGGACUGUCACUCCUCUUUUUGAUAAUGCCAAUUAUCAAAUGGACUAGCUCCAAGAUAAUAGAGCUGUUGUUCCAUCCUGUGUCACUCUUCCCACCAGGAAGAGUGCCACCACAGCCAAUCUCCUCCCUAGCCUUGCUGUUUUGACAGGGAGUUGUAAGCGCUGUUUGAGUUUGUUUUUUUUUUUUAACACUUGAGAACAAUCUCCUUGCACAGCACGAGGUUGAAGCAAGCAGAGCAGAUUGUUUAGGCACACGCUGCUUAUCUCUUCCAGAGCUGAUUUAAUCCCUAACAAAAUCCAAUUUAGCUAAAUGAAGCUGAGACUCUUGCCAGCUGCAACUGAAAUUCUAGAAAUUCAUUGCCCUGAAAUUAUAGUGUUACUGAGCAUAUGAGAAAGCAAAUCCUUGGAGACAAGGUGUAAGGUGAAAAACAGAAGUCCUAAUGGUCCUUAAAUAAUUUUUAAGAUAAAACCAGCCGCUGACAGACACAGAAGGCUGUCAGUUACUUUGCCAGUGUGAGAACAUAACUAACAAACACUGCCUUCAGGACUCGAAAGAUUAAAGUCUCCUCCAGAUAUCUGCCAAAAUACUCCCCCUGCUAAGUUAUCAACUAAGUAAUAGCAAGUAAUUUUUCUAACUUAAAAGGUAGCACUCCAUAGUCCUCUCUGCACCACUGUAAGAGUCCUGCUAAGAGAACAUGUACUUGUCAAAAUAUUUACAUGUUUAGGAUGUAUUAGACCUUAUUAUAAUACACAUCCUCUUUCUUUAUGUAGAAUGAAGAGUAGUGUUGGUGGUGCUUGUCAGGGAUAUUACAUUAUCCAGCCAUUUUAUACCAGCUUCAGUCUCUGAUUUCCUAUAGUCACGUGGAAUAGACAAUGAACAGAUAUACUGCUUCCCAUCUAGAGCCAUAAUAGAGGUUUUUUUUUUUUUUUUUCUAGAAAGGAGUAAGGCACUGUUUUCAGCCUUUAUACUUCUUGUUUGCCUAUAAUUACCUGUGGCGGUCACACUCAGUCCUGAUCUCUUCUCAGUGAAACUUGUGAUGUCUUAGUACUUUCCUUAUAUUAAUGAAUUCAUACUUUCCUUCUCUCUGAUGUAAAUCAUAAUCAUGGCUAGAAAUGAAGAAUUAGUUGGAGAAAGAAAUACUAACACCAAGAAAUUAUGAGUUGCAUCAGUGUAUUUGUUCAGUAGAGCAAGGGAAACCACAUCUUAACCUGUCUCUUACUCAGACUUAAACAACAUUUUUCACUUUACCUAAAUUAAGAGCUCCGUCUUCCCUAGAGUUUGAUUUUAUUUAACCCAAGGCAGAAGUAAGAUAUCUAGAGAAUUUAAAGUCUCUGAUUUUAUUUAUUUAUUUUUUAAACAUUUUUCUUUUUAAACACAGAUCUGGAGGCUGGUAAAAAGUUAGCUGCCAUGAGACAUUAUUAUGACCAAAACUUAGCUGGUCUCAAGAAAGAAAAUAUAAACCUUAUUGGUUCAGGGCAUAAAAAUCAUAGAGGUUGGAAAUAAAUAUCUUCCCCAGACAGAUUAUUCCAUAAUCAUUUACUGAAGGGUUUCCCACACACUCCUUGGGAAAAUAUUUUACUACUAGACAUGGGCAGAAGAACUCCUUCUUCACCAGUGAUCAGUGAACACAAACAAGAGUCAGAAUUAAAUUCUGACUUUCUAGUGUUUCCACUUUAAAACAAAUCUAAAAACUUUUGGGUCAAGUUUCCAAAUGCAUAAGCAUCAUCUUACACACCAAAUUUGUGAGAAUACAUUCUGUACAUAAAUUGCUCAAAAUGUACACACAGUGCCUCACCAAUUAUCACACUUACAUCCCUUGUACCUUCUUCUACCACAAUUAAGAUGCCCACCUUUGAAAUUUUGUCCAAGGAGCACAUCACCUUACAGUGUACAGCACUUGUUAUGCUCCAAAGCCUUGACACGCUUUGGGAACACUGUGUAUGCAGUGCCAUUAAAACGGAAAUACUUGGAGUUCAGCUAAUGCUGUGCUUUCCAAAGCAAGAAGUGCUUAUGUGCAUUACUGCUGAAUGGGCAGAACAGAUGACUUGUUAAUGACUCUCUAUAAUUCAUACUUACUAUGCUAAUCUUGCUUAUAAAUAUGAAGGCAGUACCACCACUGUUUACAAAGCAUUGAUUAAAUGGUAGCUCAAACAUUAAUGAAAAAAUGAGACUGUGAAGCAGCACAGGCUUUUAACUGUUUUCUCCCUCUCUCUUUUACUGGUUGUUAUCUUUUAAUUAUUUUGUACUGGUUUACCUAUAUUAGAUGCUGGAUCAAAUUUUCCAAGGUAUGGAUAGAGGAGCUGAAGUUACAAGUCUUUAUCACAAGAUGUCUUAUAAAGCAUGUUAGCCAAACAUUCAUCAGGAAAGACUCCAAAAUAGCUGAUUCUGCAGUGGGGCUAGACCUGGUGACAGUGGGAGACACUUCCCAUCCUCUGCUUCUUAAGCUAGCUGAAAAAUACUCAAUCACACAACCUAUGUGCUGUUCACUCUCUGUCGUCACCUGAAUGCAAUGCUUGUAAACAGUGUUCAUAGCAAAAUAAAACCUGACUAUAAAAUGGA